Molecule: messenger RNA, 1772 nt
Organism: Ananas comosus (pineapple)
Lineage: Eukaryota; Viridiplantae; Streptophyta; Magnoliopsida; Poales; Bromeliaceae
Product: SAC3 family protein C
Exons: 8
Coding region: 263-1372 (369 amino acids)
Biological process (GO): mRNA export from nucleus
Cellular component (GO): transcription export complex 2; cytoplasm; nucleus
Source: RefSeq, a predicted model, not a curated record
CUCCAGUCGAUUGGCUAAAACUUUGGAUAGGAUCUUAUGAAUUCCGUUCAGCAGGCUUAUAGGUCGAUAAUCAUCCGCCCAUUUAGCUCCGUCUUUCUUCGGAAUUAAAUAAAUAUAAGUAUAAUCAAUAGGGUUGGUGUGUAGCGUCCCCUCGAACAAUUCUUGAAAAAUGUUCAAGAGAGCGCCCGUUUGGGAACUUGAUCACUGAGUCGAUUGAGAUAGAGAGAGAGAGAGAGAGAGAGAGAGAGAGAGAGAGGUGAGGAUGCAGAGGAGAAGUGGGAAGGGAACCUACCAAUCGCCUCUCCCCUCAUCCAGUGAUGCGAACGCUCCUCGCUCCCAUGGCGACGACCACUUCUCCCCCAACACCGCCUCUCUCGUCGGAACCUGCCCCGAUAUGUGCCCAGCGAAGGAGAGGGCUCAGCGACAGAGGCUGAGAGACCUCUCGGUGUUCGAAAGGGUCGAUGGGAAUCCCAAAAGAACUUCUCCUGAUCUCGCCGUUAAAAAGUUUUGCAGAACUAUCUCUACUUUGGAUGUACAGGCGUCAGAUAUGCGGCCACUGCCAGUGUUGCAAAAGACAUUGGAUUAUCUUCUGAGCUUAUUGGAUUCUUCGCCAUAUCCGUUUGAAAUUGUUCAUGAUUUCGUCUUUGAUAGGACAAGAUCUAUCCGGCAAGACCUUAGUAUGCAGAAUAUUGUUAAUGAUCAAGCAAUUCAUAUGUACGAGGAGAUGGUGAAAUUUCACAUUACAUCGCAUCGAAAACUCGCCAGCUGUUGGAGCAAGCCUGAUGUAUCAUCCUUGUGUUACCUCAACAUGGAGCAGAUGAUGAAAUGUUUAUUGACCCUUUUUGACUUGUAUCGUAUUAAUCGAAAGUCCAUAAAGAAGAAUGAAGCUGAGUUUCAUUCUUUGUAUGUGCUGCUGCAUCUGGGCUGUAAGAUACCAAAAAUGGGUGAGUCACUCUCAUUGUGGUACCGCCAACUAUCACCUUCAAUUCUCCGGUCAGAGCAAAUGCGCUUUGCUCGGACUUUGUUGAGGUACUCCCAACUGGGAAACUUCAAACAUUUCUUUGCAUUGCUAGCGUCUGAAGCGACUGAUCUGCAGUUGUGUCUUGCUGAACCAUUUCUAAAUGAGGUCCGUGCACAGGCAAUAUUGUACAUCAAUUAUGCGGGCUACAAACUUCAACCCUAUCCAUUUACACACCUCUCGAAAAUCCUAAUGAUCAAGGAGUCAGAUCUAGAAACUCUAUGCGUAGAGUGUGGCCUUGAAACAAGCACGGACGAGUCAGGUUCGAAGUUCUUACCAGCUAAACAGACAUCCUUCUGUCUACCCAAAGCAGGCUUCCGAACUUCUAGCAGUCUUGCAUCUGAGAAAGUUUAAAGGUAAUCACAAUCAUUUACUUACCGUGGCCAUUCAUCUUGAAAUUCAGAAAAAUUUGUAAAUCAGAUACCUGUUGUACUUUAGUAGGGAAAAAGAAUGUUGGAGUACUUGAUCAGUAGUGACCUAUCUGAGUACUUGAUCAGAUACCUGUUUUACAUUCUAUGAAGUAAACCACUUAAUGCGUUGCUGUUUAGGGCUCUACCAGGAGAUGUAAUUUUAUAUGGUACUUGGUUAUACCAGGAGAUGUAAUUUUAUAUGGUACUUGGUUAUACCAGGAGAUGUAAUUUUAUUUGGUGCUUGGUUAACCUGAAGAAAUGCAAUUUGGCAAGUCAAACUCUUAGUAUUACAUUUGUGUAUUAAAAAAUGAACCAUCUUUUUCAGUAUAUUUUUCUUUUUAACA